Messenger RNA from Dovyalis caffra, 402 nucleotides. The record is from the annotation of a GenBank genome assembly. Lineage: Eukaryota; Viridiplantae; Streptophyta; Magnoliopsida; Malpighiales; Salicaceae.
AUGCCCGAACUUUAUCUGAUUCGGACCGGGCAGCAGAAAACGACAGAAGCUUAUGAUAUAGAUAUCGGGCAGGUCGGGCAGGCAAACAAGCAGAUACAUCUAGUCGCCGUCAAAGUGGGGCUGCGCGUUCCCUCCCUCGAUCCUCGGGCUCUCUUUUUAUAUUCUCUUGGUCUGUCACCGUUGACAUGUGGGUUGUUUCUUAUUGGAGAAGGUGGAACUUACAAAAGCUUAAGUCGAGACGAUGAACAUCUUGGCUCAGAGAAUUUCUUACUGACAUAUAUAUAUGCCAAGGAUCUUCCCAUGCUCAAAUCAAGGUCAGCCAAUCCAAAUUUGAAGCUACCAAGACUAGAUUUGGUUCCUUAUGGGAGUUCGCAUUUUAAUGCAUGCUUUAGCAAUCCAUAA